Messenger RNA from Pantherophis guttatus, 3307 nucleotides. NCBI's taxonomy places the organism in Eukaryota, Metazoa, Chordata, Lepidosauria, Squamata, Colubridae. The record is from RefSeq and is a predicted model, not a curated record.
CCGGACCGAGCGGCGCAUUCCCGGGGAGCCGCCAGCGGGGCCCUCCGGCCUGCCAGCAAAGAGCGGAGGGGCGGGAAAUUCCCCCUCCCCCAGCCCUGGCCUUCAAGGCGCAGGCCGGAGAUGCUGCCCGAACCGCGCCAGCGAGGGACGCCCAGCCUCCGGGACUUAAGCGGGCUAGCCGCGGUUCUCAUCGCCGGAGGCUUCUGCCGCCCUGAGGAAACCAGCCGGGCUCCGCGGAGAGAUUCGCCCAGCGCGAGUCCACCUGAGCAGCUGCUUCGAAUGGCCAGAAGCCUUGGCGGGGAAGGCUGCUUUGGGGGGCCUGGCCCCAGGUCCCGAGGCCCUUUAGCCCCCUCCAGAACUCCGCGCUCCUCCCUGCUCUUGGUAAAAGGACGGGGGAAUUUGGAAAGAAGGGAAGAUAGCAGCAGCCAAGACCACAGUAAUGGAGAAUAACUCACCCACACCGCCUAGUAUGCCAGUUUGGCGCUAAUCAACCAUCGAUUUUGGUGGACCCUUCAGAUCUAAGUGUCAGAUUCCAACAAGGCGCAAACGGUUUGCCCAGCACCCCAAGCCAAGUUUGGGUAAACUAUGCAUCAAUGUGCCUUGCUUUGUAACCAAGAUUGAAGCUGCCUGAUCAGAACCUGGUUGGUGGCAUUUUGAAUUUUGCACAGACACAUCCUGUAACCUAUUUAUAUUUCUUUAUAAGAUUAUCAACUGCCUGCAUUCUGAAAGUCUUCCUUAUAAAGUCCAGUUUGGACAACAGUGGCAGAGAUGCAGCAGACAGCUGGGGAAGAAGAUGUCAUCAUACACCCUGCCCGGUUUCAGAAUGGAGAUACCUUCCCACCAGUCCCACCUCCUGCAGCAGUUAAAUGAGCAGCGCCAGCAGGAUCUGUUCUGCGACUGCAGCAUCCUGGUGGAGGGGAAGGUCUUCAAAGCCCACCGCAAUGUGCUCUUCGCCAGCAGCGGCUACUUCAAAAUGCUCCUCUCCCAGUGCUCCAAGGAGGCCGGCCAGCCUACCACCGCCACGUUCCAGGCCUUUUCCCCAGAAACCUUUUCGGUGAUUUUGGAUUUUGUGUAUUCAGGCAAACUCUCCCUCACCGGCCAGAAUGUGAUCGAGGUCAUGUCGGCCGCCAGCUUCCUGCAGAUGACCGAUGUCAUCAGCGUCUGCAAGACUUUCAUCAAGUCAUCCCUGGACAUCAGUGAGAAGGAGAAGGACCGCUAUUUCAGCCUCUCGGACAAGGAAGUCAGCUCCAAUGGCGUGGAGCGCUUGUGCUUGUACAGUGCUGGCUGGAGAGCGGAGUCCAGCCCCCCCCACUCCCACCUGAGCCCCGACCGAGGGACGUGUGUGAUCAACAGCAACUCUUGGACCAAUUUCAGCUACUACCCGUCCGCCCCAAGAGCCGCCCAGCCUCUCUCCAAACACGACCAGAGACAGGAGUCCCUGAAGAAAAGCAGGCAUUUGGGGCUGGCCCAGCCUGCGGACGGGCCCCCCUUCAAAGUGAACAAGCUGGAAGAGCGGGCUGCUGAGCAGGCGAGCCACGCUCCUCCUUCUGAAGAGGAGCUCCAGGUGGACUCGGAAGGGGAUUCCUGUCCUGCCGGCUACCAGUACGGGCAGGGCUCGGAUGCAGUCGCAAGAGGGCUGGCUGUGCCUCAGCAUGAGCACGAAUUGCCCCAUUCUGCCAGCAAGUCCAAGUCUUCCAAAGCCGAAGAGCAGUACCCCAGCAUGCCCGCUGUCUUGGGGGUCAUGGGGAAUUGGGCUGAGGAUGACUUGCCACGGAUGAGGUUCAAAUGCCCCUUCUGCACCCACGUGGUGAAACGGAAAGCAGAUCUGAAGCGACACCUUCGCUGUCACACAGGAGAGCGGCCGUACCCAUGCGAAGCCUGCGGGAAAAGAUUCAGUCGGCUGGAUCACUUGAGCAGCCAUUUUCGGACGAUCCAUCAAGCUUGCAAACCCAUCUGCAGAAAAUGCAAACGUCAUGUCACCGAAAUGACAGGCCAGGUGGUCCAGGAAGGGACAAGACGCUACAGACUUUGCAACGAGUGCCUCUCUGAAGCUGGGAUCGACAGCAUCCGCAUUGAUUUGGACACAGAACCGCCCCCAGAGUUUCCUCUAGAAGAGGACAAAGAUUCCAACUGGAAUUACAGCGAAGACAAUAGAUCCGAUGUGGAGAUUGUAGAGGAUGGCUCAUCUGAUCUGGUUAUCCAGCAAGUGGAUGACAGUGAUGAUGAAGCCGAGGAAAAAGAUGUAAAGCCCAAUAUCAGCAGGCCUUGCACCUGGUAGAACAAUUACACUUUUCAAAUCCAGCACCUGAGCACACAUGUGGUAGUGCAGCUUUUCCUCAUGAUGCUUGUGUUCACACAUGUUCACUUCCUUGACUUUAUGAAAAUGUUACACUGCACCAACAUGCUGGCUUGUGAGAGGUAAUGUAUUUUCUCAUUUAGCCCAACACUGUUUGGUGACACAAGUCAUUACGAUUACUUCUCCUGAGUUUUUGUGGUUUCCUUUCUCCAGUUGUGCUUUUUGUUUUUCUUUUUUCUCUCUCUCUCUCUUAUUGAAGCAAUUAAAUAGAAAAAAACCAGGUGGCCAAUAGAUGAAAGCAAAGAGAUACUAUAAAGUUUAGCUCCAUCUUGCCAGUGAUCGACAGUGGUGUUCAAAGUUUGUGAAUCCUUUGAAUGUUCAAUAUUUCUGCAUAAUAGAUUUAAAAUGAGAUCUGUUCUCGACACAAGUCCUAAAACUAAAAAAAGAGAAUUAAACAAAUCCGUCAAAAGCAUUAUACUUGUUCACUGAGGAAAAUGAUCUAAAGCCACCUAUUUGUGUGUGGCAAAAGUACAUGAAGCCUCGGGCAGGGUCUCCCAACCUUGACAACUUUAAGUUGUGGACAUCAACUCCCAGAAUUUGCUCCCAGAGCAUGGUUGGGAAACCCUGCCCAGCUCAUCUGAAGGGGAAAUCAGAGUUGGGUAUUUCAAUCAGUGGGAAGAGGAUCAGGUGUGAGGUCCAUCUAACUCAGUGCCUUCCGCCGUGCCCUUAAAACCCACUUUUUCCAGCAAGCCGGGCUGGCUUAAGAAGAAAUUUUUAAAUGUUUUAAUUGGUUUGUGAUUUUUAAUUUUGGGGCCAAAUUUAUAUAUAUUUUAAUUGUUUUUUAAUAUUUGUAUUUCAUGUUCUUAAUUCUGGCUGUACACCGCCCUGAGUCCUCAGGGAGAAGGGCGGUAUAUAAAUUGGAAAUAAAUAAAAAUUAAUAAAAAGAACAGAAUUUAUUAAAUACAUUUAAGCAAAUUUACUUAUUCAAUUUAUAUGCUGUUGCAGUGACUC